This is a messenger RNA of Eutrema salsugineum, 892 nucleotides long. Its product is annotated as pectinesterase inhibitor 3. Gene Ontology annotation, molecular function: enzyme inhibitor activity. Gene Ontology annotation, biological process: negative regulation of catalytic activity. The record is from RefSeq and is a predicted model, not a curated record. Lineage: Eukaryota; Viridiplantae; Streptophyta; Magnoliopsida; Brassicales; Brassicaceae.
AUGUUCCACGGUCCUACGACUUUAAAUUCUUACCCACCAGUCACCACUCUCUUCUCAUUUACAGAGCUAAACCCUCUUUUGCUCUCUCUCUAUCUCACUCCGAGAGAACAAAUGGCUACUCCACAGAAGCUCCUCCUCGCCGUCAUUGUCUCCGCCGUCAUUGUAACCGCUAUCACCGGACGUAAUGUCGGAGAAGAUAUCGUACAUUCCUCAUGCGAGCACGCGAGCUACCCAUCGCUAUGCGUACGUACGCUCUCAACUUACUCCGGUCCGACCAUCACCAACCGCCGCGAGCUAGCUCAAGCCGCCGUCAAAAUCAGCCUCUCACACGCGCAAAGCGCCGGGAAGAAACUCGCGGCGGUUCGAGAAACGGUGGGGAAGAAUAAACGCGAGAAAGCAGCGGUUGUGGACUGCGUGGAGAUGAUUGGAGACUCGGUAGACGAGCUGAGCCGCACGCUUAGCGUUUUGAAGCAUCUCCGCGUUUCGAGCGGCGGUUCGACGAAGGAGUUCCGGUGGCAGAUGAGCAAUGCGCAGACGUGGGCUAGCGCGGCGUUGACGGAUGAUGACACUUGUCUCGAUGGGUUUCAAGGUAUCGACGGCGAGAUCAAAUCGGAGGUGAAGCAGUGGAUGACGAAGGUGGCGAGGGUUACGAGCAACGCGCUUUACAUGAUCAACCAGCUCGAUGAGACACGUGGAAAGCCCCACGUCGUACGUUCUUGAUGUUGUAAUGGGAUUGUUUCAAUUUGGACGGUUGUGAUUUUGUGUUAGUUUUAAUCAGUUUCGUGUGUUAUAUAAUUGCAAGAGAUAAUCUCUGCUAUAUAAACAAAAGAGUUUGAAAUUAUACAACGUCCUUUUUAGUAGUUGUGAACUUGUGAUAAUGGUAACUUAAACU